UUUUUUUUAUUUAAUAUUUAUUGAGCACAGCUGCCCCAUCGACAUCAGCCCACUCCACCCUCCUCCCCCUUCAACAAUCAACAAACCACAAAAAAGCACGACAAAAACAUGACGAGCACCAGCCCAACCCCAAGACUGGGUGGAAUACCCAUGAAGUAUCUCUCGCUGGUCUCCCUGACACUUCAGAACAGUCUAUUGACCAUACUCCUCCACUACUCCCGAACCGCACCCGAUAACAAGGUCUACUCCGCUCCUGUCGCCGUCCUACUCAGCGAGAUCCUCAAAUCUAUCAUCUCAUUCUCAAUCGCCCUCUUCAACUCAACUCGCUCCAGCUUACAGCCUCGCCUACCAGGCUCACCCCCUCAUCCAGCCGACCCAGCCACCUAUCAUGACCGACUCAAAUCUGAAACCUACCACCACUCCUACCGUCCCCUACCAUCAACUCAAUCAACAACAACAACAUCACCUCCACUUUCAUCAAUCAUCCUCACUCAGAUCAAACUUAAUCUUUCCGCCAUCUUCAGUCGAGACUGUUGGAAACUCUCAAUACCCGCCAUCCUCUACGUCAUUCAGAACAACCUCCAGUUUAUUGCUGCCUCUCACCUCGACGUGGCCACCUUUUCAGUUACCUAUCAGCUCAAGAUCUUGACGACUGCAUUGUGUUCAGUACUGAUUCUCAAGCGUAGAUUAUCAGUCAUCAAAUGGAUCUCGCUACUCUUCUUGGCUAUCGGCGUCGCUCUAGUCCAAUUACAAAACGUAUCAUCCUCAACCAACACCUCAUCAUCUCCCGAGUCCACCGAUCCAGAACAGCCCAAGAUGAACCGGACUCUUGGCUUUAUGGCGGUCUCCCUAGCCUGUUUCACCUCGGGUCUAGCUGGCGUAUACUUCGAAUUGGUCCUCAAAUCAUCCACCAAGGUCGAUCUCUGGAUCCGCAACGUCCAACUCUCGCUCUUCUCACUCCUCCCUGCCUUAUUCACAGCCCUUGCAGCUUCCUCUUCCUCCCCCGAACCGAUGUUUGCUCAUUUUGGAUUUUGGGCCUGGGCAACGAUCCUGACCCAGGUCUUUGGCGGUCUCGUCACCGCGCUGGUGAUCAAGUUUGCCGACAAUAUCCUCAAAGGUUUCGCGACCUCCCUCUCCAUCAUCUUGUCGACCGUUGCUGGGGUCUUCCUGUUUGACGCGCCGCUCCCCUUCGGUUCUGCGCUCGGGGCCUCCGUCGUCCUGAUGUCCACUUACUGCUACAACCUCUCCUCGGGUGACUCAAGCUCUCCGGUGCCCAGUCUUGCUAAUGAUAAGCCCAUCGGCCUUCCCUCCCCUCCAGCCGUGGUCAUCGAUUUCAGCCAUCAACUUUCCUCUCGAUAUGACGAAAAGAAUGAAGCGGAUGACUAUAACGGCGAAGAUGUCCAUCUGCUGCCGGACUCGACUAAGAUCUGCCCAAGUCCUAAAUCCUCACAUUUCCCUUUGACCUUAUCCUCCUCUUCAACCACCUCUUCCACCUCUUCACUCUCUCCUCACUCUCCUACUCAUCAAGAAGGAUUUCAUGUCGUCAAUAACUCCUCCAACGCCUCCCAGCUACCGCCUUAUUCUCACAAGAAAUAGUCCUUGAAACCCUUCCUGAUCCUCAUAAAUCACUCUUUCAUCAUUUUUUUCUUCUUUAUUAUAUGGCUGGUAACGUUCCUCAAACAAUCAUCUUGGGAUCUGACUCAUCGUGCUGCUUACUCGACUCUCUGUCUGUCUAUCCAAUCUCUUCAACGAUCCUCUUCCCCGUGUGCCCUCGUGUAUUAUAUCUCAGUGUCUUCGAACUAUUUUUUUAUUAUUGGUGGAAGAACGAAACAAACAAAAAAAUGCAAAAAAACUACUACUUGAACCUCCUGAUUGCUACCCAACAAACAACCCAACAAACAAACAAAAAACAUUCUUCUCAUUUUUUCCUUGGUCUCCUCUCUAUCUCUUUCUCUCUCCCUCUCUUAAAUUGUAGUUAUGUUGUCUUAUAUAUACUUAUGUUAUUUAGUUCUAGAAGGUUUUUUUUCUUUCUCUAUCUAUUUGUUUUUAGCUGUACUCAAAAAACCCUACCGGAAUUCAAGUUUUUUCUUCUUUAUUUUUUGAUAAAGGUACACCACCA
This is a messenger RNA of Puccinia graminis f. sp. tritici CRL 75-36-700-3, 2119 nucleotides long. RefSeq lists its product as uncharacterized. The record is from RefSeq and is a predicted model, not a curated record. Lineage: Eukaryota; Fungi; Basidiomycota; Pucciniomycetes; Pucciniales; Pucciniaceae. Bases 109 to 1596 code for a protein of 495 amino acids. Gene Ontology annotation, cellular component: Golgi membrane. The transcript is spliced from 5 exons. Gene Ontology annotation, biological process: pyrimidine nucleotide-sugar transmembrane transport. Gene Ontology annotation, molecular function: UDP-galactose transmembrane transporter activity.